Clupea harengus (Atlantic herring) is the source of this 3334-nucleotide messenger RNA. RefSeq names its product alpha-2,8-sialyltransferase 8B-like (gene st8sia2). The record is from RefSeq and is a predicted model, not a curated record. The transcript has 3 exons. The annotation marks the transcript as partial. Gene Ontology annotation, molecular function: alpha-N-acetylneuraminate alpha-2,8-sialyltransferase activity. Gene Ontology annotation, biological process: oligosaccharide metabolic process; N-glycan processing. NCBI's taxonomy places the organism in Eukaryota, Metazoa, Chordata, Actinopteri, Clupeiformes, Clupeidae.
AGCAUAUCUCUUUCUCAUUCAGGAAGAAUAUCCUGAAGUUUUUGGAUCCCGAGAGAGACAUUUCUAUACUGAAGGGAACUCUGAAGCCUGGAGACAUCAUCCAUUAUGUUUUCGAUCGCCAGAGCACGAUGAACGUCUCUGAGAACCUGUACCGUCUCCUGCCCACGGCCUCUCCUAUGAAGAAUCAGCACCACAAAAGCUGCGCCAUCGUUGGGAACUCGGGAAUACUGCUCAACAGUAGCUGUGGGCCUGAAAUUGAUGCGCAUGACUUUGUCAUCCGGUGUAACCUGGCCCCCGUGAAUGAGUUUUCCGCGGAUGUGGGCCACCGCACCAACUUGGUGACCAUGAACCCGUCGGUGGUGCAGCGCGCCUUCCAGGACCUGUCCAGCGAGGAGUGGCGGCAGCGGUUCGUGCGGCGGCUGCAGGACCUGAGUGGCAGUGUGCUCUGGAUCCCUGCCUUCAUGGCCAAGGGGGGAGAGGAGAGGGUGGAGUGGGCCAUCCGGCUCAUUAUCAUGCACACAGUGAAUGUGCGCACGGCCUUCCCCUCGCUCAGGCUGCUGCACGCUGUCAGAGGCUAUUGGCUGACCAAUCAGGUGCAGAUCAAGCGUCCCACCACUGGCCUCCUGAUGUACACCAUGGCCACGCGCUUCUGUGACGAGAUCCACCUGUAUGGCUUCUGGCCGUUCCACCGCGACCAUCAGGGGAAUGUGGUGAAGUACCACUACUACGACACGCUCACGUACGAGUUCACGUCUCGCGCCAGCCCCCACACCAUGCCGCUGGAGUUCCGGACACUGAGCACACUCCACAAACAGGGGGCGCUCAGGCUUCAUACCAGUUCCUGUAGCAGCCCUGCAGCUUGAACCCCCCCACCCCCCAAACAAACAUACAUCGCCCUACCCAGAACUGCUGCAAGUUAAAAGACAUCAGUUUGGGGCAGUUGGCGGUGGGUUUUGUUGGGGUGGGGUGAGAGAGUCGGGGUGUUUAAGGAGGGGCACCUGUUUGUAUGCCAGCUCAGACCCAUGUUAGUCGGAUUUGGGAGGACUGUUUAGAAAAGAGCAAAUGCAAGCUUAUUGUUCUGUCCUGAAGUGAGCAUUUUGGCUAAAUAUUUUGAAAUGACUUUGGCCCUCAUGCCAGGAUAUUGGUUUACAUGUUGAGUGUACUGACUACCAAAAAAGGGAUUUGCUUUGGUUUUUGUUUGUUUUUAAGCAUUCCAUCUUUACUGAACGUUUUAGGAUGCCAGUUUGGUGCUGAAAUGCUUUACAGGGUACAACAAAUUCUAUCAGCAAGGUUAUGUUGUCUGACUGAAAAUGUAACUGUGGAAGUGUAAUGUGUCUGUUUGAAAGUACAACUAGGUUGUAUGCAGCACCCAGACAGGAGACACUUAACCCAUCAGACGCCUGAAGUGGAUCUGCUGAAUAUGCACAAUGUUUACAAUUUCUUCAGUGUCGAACACUAAACAUGAUUUAAAAUGACAGAACUUACUUACAUGACGCAACAUGAGCACACUUUGAAGGUUUGCUAGCCUUACAAAAUGUAUUAUUUCAAUAUCAGUCAUUUCACUGUUUGUUUUGUAAGCCACUGAGAAAGCUGUGCCUGCAAAGUUUAAGUUUUGCCACUAGAGGGAGCCGUGUUAAUGAAACACAAACAUGUUGAUGGUCCAUUUGCCAGCAAUGAUUUUAAGAUGUGAAGUCUUUUUACAAGUGCCAGUUUAAUUCAUCUUUGAGGUCUUUCUUAAAUCACACGGCACAGCAAUGUAUUGACAAAAGAGAAUGUAACUGUAUGUUCGAGAGCUUUUUUCUAAAUAUGCAUCCUCAUUGCUCACAGUGAACACAAACAGAGAUGCACACCUAAACACACACGCACACACACACUCUCAUGCACACACACAAACAUAGAGACACUGACACCAGUCUUUUUUUGGAAUGCAGUGUGGCGUGAGAUGAAAGUCUGUGUUGCUAUGUUACACCACUGAGUUCAUUUCCUUCUUCCAGAUUAAGAUGGAAAAGCUAGACACGUCUGGUUGAACAGGUUAGACAGUUGGCUUAAGGAAGUAUACCACAUCCAAACCAACAGGACUUAAUGUAGCUCUGUGACUGGGCACCUUCGGAAUAUAAUGCGUGUGCUAACUGUGGGGCCAGGCUCUGGAGAGCCAGUUUGUGGCAUGCAAAGUCUGGGAGAUUCAGCAGUCACUGGGAACACACCCAGCUGUUCACACAAUGAUAUUUACACAGUCCUUCAGCUUUUAUCCAAGCUUCCUCCCACUGUUCUCUUAGGCACUUAUUUAUCUUUUCAAAAUAUGGCUUAAGUACUCUUACGCCAUCGUCUUUCAAGAGUUUUUUUUUUUCUCAGCAAUUUCAUUGUCUGCUACUGUGAAAAUCUGUGACUAUUACAUUUUGAGCGUUUGUCAUCUUAUAUAAAAAAAAACGGAUUGUCCUUAAACUUAAUGUUUAUUUGUUAUUUAUCUGGCUUGGUGUCUCGUAUGUCGGAUCUUUGACACAAUUCACUCGGCAAAACUGCAUCAACAAGUCCCCACAUUAAACGUUUUCAGUGAAUUUUAUUUCCCCCAGAGGCUGGCAACAUGUUGCACAUUCUGGAGUUUUCCUAUAACUGGUGGUUUGUGUGUUUGCCUCUAAGGAAUAAGAAAGGAACUGAGCUUCAUAGAAAUUACAACAAAAUAUCUGAAAUAUUUCAAAUCCUCACCAGGAACCCUAGCAACCUCUCAUGUGCCCCCUACCAUGCAAUCUGUCCACAUAAGAGGGAGGGGGAAAAAAUGUGUUGUUUGGACAUGAAACAUCUGAGGCGUUCCAUGUUGCUCUUAUGAUGCCUCCAGUUAAGCUAAAAAUAGAUAAUAGACUUGCCAUAGACGUCAGCAGACCAUUUGGAGUAAUGAACACAUUUGUCCAUAAAAAGCGCGUUUGUGUUUCUCAAAAAUAGAAGCAGCCUGUGACCAAUAGUACUAAACCAAAUUAGAAGAAGAGAGCCAGCCGUCGAGGUCAUAGCUUGGGAGGAUGUUCUGGAGAGAUGUUCACAUUUCCUGGUGUCAAAAAAUGUUAGUCCUUACUUGAAUGUCGUCUUUCAGAGAAAGCCCCCCCUUAUCUUUGCCUUAAGAAAGUGCUUUGUGUGUUCGAAAACACACACAUAAACCUUUCAGACGGAAAAUCAGCCCUAGUGAACACUCCUUCUUGGAAGUCUCAACAGCCUCUUUGUUUUUGCGUUAAUGCAUUAUUAAACUUAUACAUGUGUAAAUCUUUUUUUGUAUAUUCUACUUGCUGGGGCAUUUUAUGUUAAUAAUUUGCCUGUCUGCAUACCUGAAUAAACGAGACUAAGUAAA